This is a messenger RNA of Megalopta genalis, 2344 nucleotides long. RefSeq names its product glycerate kinase. Gene Ontology annotation, biological process: protein phosphorylation. Gene Ontology annotation, molecular function: glycerate kinase activity. Lineage: Eukaryota; Metazoa; Arthropoda; Insecta; Hymenoptera; Halictidae. The record is from RefSeq and is a predicted model, not a curated record. Gene Ontology annotation, cellular component: cytoplasm.
UUUAAUAACCUUCACGCUGACACACGCUUAACAUUUCCAGCCAAUUUGAAUAAAAUGUAUCUGCACUCUAACACCAUGCCGGUUAAAUAAUAAUCUAAAAAUGUGGUACGUCUUCCAUAUGUCGCUGGAAUAAAGUUCGAUUCUAAUACGCGGGUUAAACGAUGGCGAGGCCACCAAAGAAAAAGUUACCGCCGAGAAGACGAAAGCCGAAGGUUAAAGAUCCGGAGAGGGAGGAAGAAACUAGGAAAAGGGUUGCAGCGAUCGAGGCGAAGAGACAAAAGGUUAUAGAAGAAGUUAAACAAUCGUUGUACGAAAGACGAAUGGACAAAAUUGCAAUAGAAAGGGGCCGUCUUGAGAAGGAAGAAAAAUUUCGCGAGAAGGAUGCAAGGGAUGCCAAGAAAGAAGGGAGUGAAAAAAUAAUGUUACAGAUUCGCGACGACCUAAGCAGAGUCGUGGAGACGGGCAUAAAGUGCGUGUACACAUCCGUCAUUAUACCGGAAAAAGUGAAAUACGACGGUAAAUCGGUCCUGUCGAUCAAGGGGGUGAAAUACAAGGUGAAGAAAAACUUGCAUAUAGUGGGAUGGGGCAAAGAAGCAAUCACGAUGAGCGCCGCGUUCGAACGGAUCGUCGGCAGACAAUUGAAAAAAGGAUGGGUGAUCGUGCCCCGUAAAUCGAUUUUCCGGAUGUGGAGUUACCCGGAAGCGUUCCCAAGGUUGGACAGUGCCAUUUCCUACGUCGAGGCCGGGACAAACGGGCUUCCGGACGAGAAGUCCGUCGCGACCACGAAGAAAAUUCUUCACUACUGCAAGAAACUGAAAAGGAAGGAUCUGCUAAUCGUGAUGCUAUCGCAAGGAAUCGACGAUCUGCUCUGUUGCCCGCGGGAAGAAAUUGGGCUCAGGGAUAAACUUCGAGCAUUAAACAGGCUGAAGAUAGCCGAAGCAACUCCCGAGGAGAUUAAUACCGUAAGAAACAAGUUGUCUGCCAUUCGAGGAGGAGAUCUAGCACGGUUCGCAUACCCGGCCAGAGUGAUCACUCUGAUCACGUCGGACGUCUCCGCGGAGCCGAUGUCGCAGCUUUCUGGCGGGCCGUGCGUGUACGACCCGAAGGGCGACGCGGCACUAAAAAUUUUAUCGAAGUACAGGGUGCUCGAGAAACUAUCUCAGAGCGUGAGAGAUCUCGUCGAGGAGACCGUCCCGUGGACGAUGGCGGCGGACAAGCAAGUGACAGAGCAGAAAAAGUACAAGUUCGUCCACGAAUACGUGAUAGCCUGCAACGCGGACGCCAUGGAAUGCAUGGCCGUGGAGGUUUUCAAGUUGGGCCUGUUCCCGGUGAAAUUGAACUCCACUUGUUUCGGCGAGGUUCAGGAGUUCGCGCGAGAGUACGUGAAAAUUACCUCGCUGAUGAUCCUGGCGGUCGAAGGGAAGAUCAAUAUGCUGGACAUGUAUCUGGACAUGAGGGAGAGCUCUGUCUGCCCGUUGACCGACAAGAAGGUGCACGAGAUAUUCCCAGCGAAAGACAAAUGGGGUUUGGGGCUGUGCCUUUUGUUGGGCGGCCGGCAAACUGUCAAUCUAUGCCUUCAUCCCGGCAAAGGCGGUCCCAAUCACGAGCUAGCUCUAUACUUUUCAUUAUAUUGGUAUAUGAGCACGGAGCAAUAUCCAAUUUUGAGGGAGUACACCGUCUGGUUCCUCGGCGGCAGCUCUUACGGGAAGGACGGCAAUACCGACGCAGCUGGUGCUUUCGGCUAUAAGAGCCUGGCUACUGAUAUUUAUCCGGAAUACGAAAAAGCGCUGAGCGCGUAUAAUACUGCUAACGCGAACUGGUGGAAACUUAAAGAGGAAAGACGAAACCCGCUCGCGAUAGAGCGAGCCCACAGAGAAAUGGCUGAUCUGAAAGUUGUGAAAGACCAAUUCGAGUCUAUUAUGCCCGCGAGAGUCUUGGCACAAAACAAUACGAACACGAUGUUUUUGAGCAUCAACGACGAAGACGAAUUGUUGCUGCUGAAGACUGGCAAUUAUUAUACUUUCACGAACGUUGGGGACCUCCAUAUCAUACGAAUCGUCCGUUUCCAGUGUAAUUGUAACGGUGUUUGUCAUGGACCGGAAGACAGGAUAUGCCUCGAUGAAGAAUGCCCUGUCAAUCUUGCAAUGACCCCUGGCGAACGAACGAAAACGCAGUACUGUUGCCAACUUGGUAAAGAGAAAGAAGUAACCGAUCUGUGAAAACGAAAGUUAAUCGACGCAUUAAUUCUCCGCUGAAAUGUAUUCGUAUUUUAGACUGUACAAGGUGUCCCAAAAAUGUUUCGCAAUCCGAAAAUGAGAGGAUCCUGAGGUUAUUUGAAGUAACU